Molecule: messenger RNA, 1031 nt
Organism: Babesia bovis T2Bo
Lineage: Eukaryota; Apicomplexa; Aconoidasida; Piroplasmida; Babesiidae
Product: CRAL/TRIO domain family protein
Exons: 4
Coding region: 46-966 (306 amino acids)
Source: RefSeq, a predicted model, not a curated record
ACUACAUAUUUAACGUUAGUAUUUUAAUUUUGGCAAUCCCCUAAAAUGGGCAAGCAUACACCUACGGAUCUGACUCCCGAGGAGCUGCGUGGCCUCGUUUCCGCAUUGAACGCGGAGCAGCGUACGCGUUUGGAGGAGAUACGUAGCUUGUAUUCUAUGCACAUCAGCGGGAAUAAGGAAUUAUUUGACGACUUAUUUUUCGUGAGGUUCUUGCGUGCUCGUAAAUUUGACAUUAAUAAGACCGGUGCUAUGCUAAACAAGUAUUUUAGCUGGCGUAUGGAAAUUAAGGUUGACAGUGUAAUUAAGUCUGAUUUAUCUUACAUUCGUGACCGUGUACGUCAGUAUUUUCCACAUGGUUACCAUGGUACUGACAAACUCGGUCGUCCCAUAUACAUUGAGCGCAUGGGCCACGGUAGUUGCAGCAAGCUCCUGCAGCACCUGACUACUGAGGAGCUUACUAAGUACUACGUGCAGCGUUAUGAGUAUAUGACCCACGUGAUGAUGCCGGCAUGCUCUUUGAAAUAUGGCAAGCCUGUUGAGCAGCUGUUGACAAUAGUUGAUCUCCGUGGUUUUUCUAUAUCGCAAAUUAAUACCAAGUUACGUUCAUUUCUGACUACCAUGUCCGCUGUAACUCAGAAUUACUACCCUGAGUUACUGGGUAAGCUGCUUUUCAUCAAUGCAUCUACAUUCUUUUCUGCAUUAUGGCAGCUCAUGUCACCUUUACUUGAUGCUAAGACUUUAUCCAAGAUAAGUGUGAUAUCCUCUAAAACGGAGUCUCGGAAUAUAGUAUUAGAGCUGGUUGAUCCGGAGCAGUUGCCUAUGUUCUUGGGUGGUACACGUCCGGAUGACUUUUGGAUGGAGUCUGACUUUGGUCCUUGGGGUGAUCCUGAGAUCAUUGCUGAGCUAAAACGCACUCGUCCUCAUAUUCCUCAGGAACUCUAUGAUCUCAGGGACAAGCCGGAGUGAGCUCCGUGGUCCUAUAUUACAAUGGUAGUGCCUAUGUCAUUCUACUGCAGUAAUAUUUAAGACAC